Molecule: messenger RNA, 1011 nt
Organism: Thrips palmi
Lineage: Eukaryota; Metazoa; Arthropoda; Insecta; Thysanoptera; Thripidae
Product: splicing factor, proline- and glutamine-rich-like
Exons: 4
Coding region: 1-684 (227 amino acids)
Source: RefSeq, a predicted model, not a curated record
AUGGAGCGGCUUGGCUUUCCGAGAGGCUUCCGCACUGACGAGUGCCUUACAGUCGGCGGCGGCGGCUUCGGCGGCUCGUCGUUCGGAUCGUCCGGCUUCGGCGGCGGCGGCGGCGUGCAGCUCGACUCUUACGCCGCCCCCAUCGGCGGCGGCGGCGGCGGAUCCUCCGGCGGCGGCUCGUACGGCGCCCCGCCCCCGCAGUACGGGCCGCCCUCGCAGGCCCCCGUCGUGCACAAGCACGUGUACGUCCACGUGCCGCCACCAGAGCCCGCCUACUACCCGGCCAGGAGGCCCCAGGCGCCGCUGCCCCCGCCCCAGAAGCACUACAAGAUCGUCUUCAUCAAGGCGCCCACCCCGCCGCCGCCGACCGCGCCCACCAUCGAGCUGCCGCCCCAGGACGAGCAGAAGACGCUCAUCUACGUGCUGGUCAAGAAGCCCGAGGAGCAGCCCGAAAUCAACAUCCCCACCCAGCCGCCCACCAAGCCGUCCAAGCCCGAGGUGUACUUCAUCCGGUACAAGACCCAGAAACAGGAGGGCUACCCCAAUUCGAUCAGCUCGUCGUACGGCGCCCCCGCCUCCGGCUCAGGACCGUCCGCCCCCGGCGACAGCUACGGCGCCCCCGGCCCCGCGCCCGCCGCCCCCUCUGGCUCGUACGGCGCCCCGUCGGGCUCCGGUAGCUAUUAGCUGCUAGCCCCAGUCGGGCAGAUUAGCGCUCCGGACCCCAACCAUGAUGAUCCGGGCGUCCUCUUCCGGGUGUCGGAGUCGGCCGGCCCAUCCGGAUGACCCCGGCACAAACCGAGGGCGCCGAAGCACGUCGUCGUCGUCGUCGUCGUCAUGACCCGGAGCGCGUCAAGCGCGUGAUCUCUACCAGGUGCCGUGUCCAAAUAAGGGGGUUCCGGGGCGGCGCGCGGCAUGCCGCCAGCUCCCUUGCGUCAUCGGCCGGCUCGGCCCCGGGGAAGUCCCAGGUCCGGGGUCCAGGCGACCUGUGGGCGAGGGUGGCCGCAGGCUGCA